Messenger RNA from Penicillium waksmanii, 1233 nucleotides. RefSeq lists its product as uncharacterized. Gene Ontology annotation, biological process: proteolysis. Gene Ontology annotation, molecular function: cysteine-type endopeptidase activity. The coding region runs from base 1 to 1233 and encodes 410 amino acids. NCBI's taxonomy places the organism in Eukaryota, Fungi, Ascomycota, Eurotiomycetes, Eurotiales, Aspergillaceae. The transcript has a single exon. The record is from RefSeq and is a predicted model, not a curated record.
AUGAACCCAUCCUCCAGACCUUCUAAGCCUCCAAAGCUUGCUUCUCCGGCCCCGGCCCCGACCUCCCCUACGUCCCCGACCUCUCCGACCUCUUCCACCUCCCUGACGUCCCCGAUAUCAAAGAUUCCGCUUCCACAGCUGAAGCAGAGAAUCGAGCUUGCGAUAAAUGCCCGCCACAAUGGAUACACUACUGCCAGCGCCAUAAUCGUGUACUGGGAAGACGACAACACAGGUGCCGAAGUUGAUGCUCAAGCACUGGAGAAAGCUUUCAACGAUCUACUCGGGAUCAAGACGACAAUGUGGAAAAUCCUGGAUACGAAUCUAUUGCCAACUAUGUCUCUCAAAUCAAACGUCGCGCAGAUGAUUUUGCAGGAUCACUCCACUGGAAAUCCCCUUCAGACGCUUUUCAUUUUUGCGUAUGUCGGUCACGGUGAUAUAAUUACCAUCGGGGGCAGGUCGGAACGCGUUUUCAAAAGCCUAAAGCCUGGCAGACACAUUGUGUGGAACAACAUUCACGGCGUUAUGGAUGACGCCUACACCAGCACCCUCGCUAUUCUCGAUUGCUGCAAAUCAGGUCUCGGAGGAGUAACGAACCCCUCUGCACCGGCGGUUCAAGUUCUGGCGGCCUGCCAAGCAUCUGAGCAAGCCCGUGGCCGGGGUAUUCCUCGAGCCACCACCUUCACACAAAGACUUGUCGGCCAGCUUGACUGGGCGAAAAAGUUCAAAGAGCCAUUUAUCAAUACGGAAACACUGUUCCAGAGAUUGCAACUCACCAGAUCCUCGGACUCGCCAACCCCAUGUCUGCAGCAAAAUGGAGGACUUAAGCCAAUCUUGCUGAAUUUCAAGAAGAAACCAGCACCCCGAAGCCCCUCCCCAUCCCGCAUCCCUCGACCGAAGCUCCCAAAGCCCGACGCUCAACAUGUCCUCGUCAAGCUUACGCUCACAGGCCCCGAAGCCGAGAACAUAGAAGAUUUCGACAAUUUUAUCAGACGCUUGCCAGCACCCUUUCACGUGCGCCUGGUCGACGCGUUCAAGAGCAGUUCAUCUCUGGUGAUCAUGCGGAUGCGGUGGGAGACUUGGGCUAGACUAUCGACUGUGCUGGAUUUAGAUCCAAUCGGAGUGGUUACUGGAGACUCUUUGCUGCGCGGGACUGCCUCAGCCCCGGCCCCCGAGGUCCCUCAAGUGGGAGAAAACAUGCCCUUUCGCCCGGGACCCAGCAAGGAAAGUUACUGA